AUGUCCCUUCGGCAGAGUCAUCGGCUUCUGGCUGCCCUGCCUAGCAACACUGCGAGGGCGCAUAAGCGUUUUUAUGAUGUGGUGAAGGUAGCGCGGAAUGGCAUUGACGAGGGAGGAGGAUGGACGGUCCUUUUGGACGGCAAACGAUUGUCUACUCCAGCUAAGCACCGACUGGCACUCCCUUCUGAGGGGCUCGCCUUUGCAGUAGCAGAGGAGUGGGCCGAACAGGACAAGUUCAUACGGCCACACUUCAUGCCGUUGAUGGCGUUGGCAGCGACAACUAUUGACUUGACAGCGAAGGAUAUGAGCGCAGUGGUUGAGAGGAAUCUCCACUACUUGAACACCGACUUGACUUGCUAUGGGGAAUACCCUGAGUGGGGCGAAUACAGGAGUUUCGUGUCCAAGGAAUUCGACUGCAAGAUAGCCUCAUGUAGGGGCAUAUCACUGCCGAAACACUCAGAAGGAGCGGAUGCGGCACUGAGAGCGUAUUUGAGUACCCUUACCCCAUGGGAGCUCACAGCCUUUGAUGAGAUGAGCAGAACGGCGAAGUCUGUUGUGAUCGCCCUCAACUACUACCUCGGAAAUACCUCUCUAGAGGAGGCAUGUAGGGCUUCGGUUUUGGAGGAGUUGGAGAAUAGAGGCAAAUGGGGAACGCUUGUUGUUGUUGUUGGGAUGUCCUCAUUCCGUCCUCAUGGGCCCUUCGGUCCUCUCGUCCCUGCAGUCACAUCUAGUGAGUGGCUGAAGAGGAAGCCUCUGGGGUAUAAAGACCCCGCUGAAAAGGAUUCUUCUGAGAAAGAUAUGGAACUGUGCGCUGACGAGUCAGAGUUGCCUGAGUGGGCUAAGGUCUCCAAGGAGGAGUACUUCAAAUACGAGAAUAUGUUCUGUGGAUACUGUGGUUCUUUCUACGACCAAAGACAGCGGGGUCAGUACUCGGUCUGCUCUAGAUGUGGGGCUAAGCGGGAUCGAUUCGUCACUGGACCGCUGAUGGAGUCCCAUGCCGUGUUGGACUAUGGUGAGAUGAAGGUGUGGAUGAAGAACAUCAUUGAUGAGGAGGAGGGCAAGGAGAAAAAGGACGAUAAAAAGAUGGCUUUAGUGGAUGAGGAGUGCCCGAAGUGCAAGAAUCCCCGUAUGGCCUUCUGGACUCAGCAGUUGAGGAGUGCCGAUGAGGGCCAAACGGUGUUCUACGAAUGCCAGAAAUGCGGCUACCGUUUUAACGUCAAUACUUAA
Molecule: messenger RNA, 1227 nt
Organism: Perkinsus marinus ATCC 50983
Lineage: Eukaryota; Perkinsozoa; Perkinsida; Perkinsidae
Product: DNA-directed RNA polymerase I, putative
Exons: 11
Coding region: 1-1227 (408 amino acids)
Biological process (GO): mitochondrial proton-transporting ATP synthase complex assembly; DNA-templated transcription
Cellular component (GO): mitochondrion
Molecular function (GO): zinc ion binding; nucleic acid binding
Source: RefSeq, a predicted model, not a curated record